Messenger RNA from Ictidomys tridecemlineatus (thirteen-lined ground squirrel), 2512 nucleotides. It is a transcript of the gene Yars1, whose product is annotated as tyrosyl-tRNA synthetase 1. The record is from RefSeq and is a predicted model, not a curated record. Gene Ontology annotation, biological process: tyrosyl-tRNA aminoacylation. Gene Ontology annotation, molecular function: tyrosine-tRNA ligase activity; tRNA binding; ATP binding. NCBI's taxonomy places the organism in Eukaryota, Metazoa, Chordata, Mammalia, Rodentia, Sciuridae.
UCUCCCGGAUAAGGCUAAGCGGAGAAGGGGCCAGGCAGAGAAAGCCGAGCGACGAGCUCAGCUGAUGCAACCUGGCGGGACUCUCGUGACAGUUCCCGGCACGCGGCCGCGGAAGCGACGAAGGAAAAGACGCGGGUGCCUGCCGAGCGCGGGAAGCAGGGGUGACGGAGCCAUGGGGGACGCUCCAAGUCCUGAAGAAAAGCUGCAUCUGAUCACCCGGAACUUGCAGGAGGUUCUGGGGGAAGAGAAGCUGAAGGAGAUACUGAAGGAGCGAGAACUUAAAGUUUAUUGGGGAACAGCAACGACAGGCAAGCCACAUGUAGCUUAUUUUGUGCCCAUGUCAAAGAUUGCUGACUUCUUAAAGGCAGGAUGUGAGGUAACGAUUCUGUUUGCGGACCUUCACGCAUACCUGGAUAACAUGAAAGCCCCAUGGGAACUUCUAGAACUCCGAACUGGUUACUAUGAGAAUGUGAUCAAGGCAAUGCUGGAGAGCAUUGGCGUGCCCUUGGAGAAGCUCAAGUUUGUCAAAGGCACUGAUUACCAACUCAGCAAAGAGUACACAUUGGAUGUGUACAGACUGUCCUCUGUGGUCACACAGCAUGAUGCCAAGAAAGCUGGAGCUGAGGUCGUAAAGCAGGUGGAGCAUCCUUUGCUGAGUGGUCUGUUGUACCCUGGACUGCAGGCUUUGGAUGAAGAGUAUUUAAAAGUAGAUGCUCAAUUUGGAGGUGUUGAUCAGAGAAAAAUUUUCACCUUUGCAGAAAAGUACCUCCCUGCACUUGGCUACUCAAAACGAGUUCAUCUAAUGAAUCCAAUGGUCCCUGGAUUAACUGGGAGUAAAAUGAGUUCUUCAGAAGAGGAAUCCAAGAUUGAUCUCCUUGAUCGGAAGGAGGAUGUCAAGAAAAAAUUGAAGAAAGCCUUCUGUGAACCAGGCAACGUAGAGAACAACGGUGUUCUGUCCUUCAUCAAGCACGUGCUCUUCCCCCUCAAGUCAGAGUUUGUGAUCCUUCGAGAUGAGAAAUGGGGUGGAAACAAAACCUAUACUGCUUACCUGGAUCUGGAAAAGGACUUUGCUGAUGAGGUCGUACACCCUGGAGACCUAAAGAAUUCAGUUGAAGUCGCCCUGAACAAGUUGCUAGAUCCCAUUCGGGAGAAGUUUAAUACCCCUGCCCUGAAGAAGUUGGCCAGUGCUGCCUACCCUGAUCCCUCAAAGCAGAAGGCCAUUGCCAAAGGCCCUGCCAAGAAUUCAGAACCAGAGGAAGUUAUCCCAUCCCGGCUGGAUAUCCGCGUGGGGAAAAUCAUCAGUGUAGAGAAGCACCCAGAUGCAGACAGCCUGUAUGUGGAGAAGAUUGAUGUGGGGGAAGCUGAACCACGGACUGUGGUGAGCGGCCUGGUACAAUUUGUGCCCAAGGAGGAACUACAGAACAGGCUUGUGGUGGUGCUGUGCAACCUGAAACCCCAGAAGAUGAGAGGAGUUGAGUCCCAAGGCAUGCUUCUGUGUGCCUCCAUAGAAGGGGAAAGCCGCCAGGUUGAACCUCUGGACCCUCCUGCAGGCUCUGCUCCUGGUGAGCGAGUGUUUGUUAAGGGCUAUGAGAAGGGCCAACCAGAUGAAGAACUUAAGCCCAAGAAGAAAGUUUUCGAAAAGUUACAGAUUGACUUUAAGAUUUCUGAUGAGUGCAUUGCACAGUGGAAGCAAACCAACUUCAUGACCAAGCUGGGAAACAUUUCCUGUAAAACACUGAAAGGAGGGAAUAUCAGCUAGCCAGCCCAGCAUCUUCCCUACUUCCACCGUCCUGAGUCUUCUGCUGUCUCAAGUUUGUUCCAUUUGUCACCUGUUUGCCCAUCUCUAAGGACAUUGAAGCAGCAGGUCUUGGACUCUUUCUUAAGUGCAAAACUGGGUAAGGGGCAGCAUACCUCCCCAGAAUCUGGACUCAUCCCAUCUGGUACAGUGAGACUGAAACAACCCCCUGCCCCUGGGUGGUAAGUGGGGCUAGGCAGCGGUAGGGAACCCAGUUUUACCAGCUUCCUUUGGCAGCUGACUCAAGAAUUCUGGUUUCAAUAUAACUCAGAAAAAGUUUAUGCCACAAUCCUUGUAAUUGGAAAAACAUUGGUUCCCAGGUUUUUUGGAGUUAUCCCAGCAGCUGUGCCUCUAGCUGGAAUCUGGUGCCUGGACUGGGCUAAUUACAGUUUCUUCCCCAACAGGAAAUUGUGGGAUUUGAAAAGCAAAGAGAAGGGAAAAUAGAGAACCUAGUGGUCUAUCAAGUGGUUGGCAGCUUUCACACUGCCUGCCUACUCUGGGGCUUGGUGUUGGUGGGAGACAGGGCCUGCCCCAGGGCUCCUGGAAUUCCUCUUGAUCCAGCCAGACUGAGACACUCCCUAAACCAGCUGUGUUGUUAGUUAGCAUGGAUGGCAUGGCGUGUGUCUUCAGAGAGAGUGAGGUCAUUUCUCUAUAAGGCGAGAAAAUCGAAUCACUAAUCAUCACUGUCAAAUUCAAAUAAAAUGGUCUGAACAUGUA